This is a messenger RNA of Cloeon dipterum, 5628 nucleotides long. RefSeq names its product Guanine nucleotide exchange factor subunit Rich (gene Rich). Gene Ontology annotation, biological process: retrograde transport, endosome to Golgi; regulation of GTPase activity; intracellular protein transport. Bases 120 to 4586 code for a protein of 1488 amino acids. The transcript is spliced from 21 exons. The record is from RefSeq and is a predicted model, not a curated record. Lineage: Eukaryota; Metazoa; Arthropoda; Insecta; Ephemeroptera; Baetidae. Gene Ontology annotation, cellular component: Golgi membrane; Ric1-Rgp1 guanyl-nucleotide exchange factor complex; cytosol. Gene Ontology annotation, molecular function: protein binding.
UGUCCCUUAACAGAUGACGAAGUGGGCAGGGCAUGUGAAUUUGCAGUUAGAAUUGUUUACACGUCGGUCAUCGGCCUGGACUAGCCCUUGGUGGACGUAGCAGGGCCCCUGAGGCCGCCAUGUACUACCCCGUGGGCUGGCCGCGGGUGCUCAAACUGCCCCGGCGGCUGCUUUCGAUCCGGCAAGUGGUCAACAACCGGGACAAGCUGCUCUACGCCGUCCUGUCAGACGACAGCCUCUCCAUUUGGUUUUGCACGCCCUGCCUGCCCAUCGUGACACACCGACGCGAUGCCCACAAUGUGGAGCAAGUGGGCUCGAACCUGCUGGUGCAGUGGAGGCCCGACUCGAGUAUGCUGGUUGUCGCUACGUCCAAGGGCCACCUUUUGUUCUAUGGGUUGUCCGUGUCGUCCGAUUUCAAGGGUUUGUACGAGCAGCAGGACUCGCCGAGUCCCAACCUGCGCAGGGAGAGUGCCGAGCUUUAUGUCAAAGAGGUUAUACCCGCCCUUAUGCUUACGCCUGACUUCGCAGUGGAUGUGAGCGCUGGUAUCGCCAGCAUCGUUUGCAUUCGUGACGAGCUGAUGGUGUCGACGACUAAGGGCCACGUCCUCAGGUACAGGUGGGACGGUUCCAUGAACAGGGACUAUUGCCUUGACCUGCGUAGAGUGCCCUUCUGCAUUGACCAACAGGUUUCAAAGGCUGAGCCGAUCACUGACGAUAUUACCUUUAUUUCCGAAAUCGAAUACUCGCCACUGGUUGGUGGGUUCGCUGCCGUCCUGAAUGAUGGUAGGGCGGCUUUCUUGACCGCUUACUCCUUGCAGUUUGAUCCAAACCAAGUACAAGGAAUUUGGGCACAGGGUCUUGAAGAUGCAACUUGUGCCGCUCUCAACCACAAGCACAGACUGAUCGCGUUUGGCCGUAAAAAUUCGCAGUGCAUUGUGUACUGCGUGGACGAGGUGACUGGUGGGCUAGAGGUGAGCCACCAGGUGGUGCUUUCGAGCAAAGACUUCCCCGGGGCGCCGGGCGCAGUAACAUGCAUGCGAUGGACUCCAGAUGGCUGCGCGCUGGCUGUUGCCUGGCAGGGUGGCGGCAUCUCACUGUGGAGCACGUUCGGCUCGCUGCUCAUGUGUUCCCUGGCGUGGGACCACGGCCUCAAUGCGCCCAUGUCCAGGAUGCGCGUCUCCUCAAUGGACUGGGCCUCCGAGGGCUAUCAGUUGUGGAUGGUCGAGAAAGCCGAGCCGCAAAACCGUCUCCUCCAGAUGGACAUGGUCAAGAGCCCGCAGACCGUCAACCCUUGCAUGAGUCAGCACGGGCAAGUGCAUUUGCAAGGCGACGAUCGGCUGCUAGUGCACCUGGGUGACUCGCGGGCCAAGGCGUAUAAGCCAAGUGUCUCACCUGUGUCCGUCGACGCGUCGCCGCAGUCGGCGCCUGACUCAGCUGCCUUCACGGCUAGCAAGCAGUGGGUCGUGGUCACCAUUCCACACACAUAUUCGUCCACUAACUGGCCGAUCAGAUAUUCUGCCGUCGACGCUGAGGGUCAAAACGUGGCAAUCGCCGGUAGAACAGGGUUUGCUCACUACUCGCUGUUGCACCGGAAGUGGAAGCUAUUUGGAAACGAGACGCAGGAGAAGGAUUUUGUCGUAACCGGAGGCAUCCUCUGGUGGCAUUCAUACAUUAUUUUAGGCUGCUACAACCUCGUCCAAAGCCGAGAUGAAAUCCGAAUUUACCCUAAAGAGACUCGGCUGGCAGACAACUUUGCCAAGAUUGAAAAGGCCGAUGCGCAAGUGCUGAUUUUGAAUUCGUUUCGAGACCGGCUCGUCACUUUCUGCUCUGACAGUUUGAUUACCAUCUACAGUCUAGUGAUGCAACAAGGUUCAAACAACGUCGACCUGGUCCACCUGCAGGCCAUCGACAUCAACGCUCUGUGUGUGCAUCCAGCCUGCGUUGUGUCCAUCACGUUGACGUGCCUGCGCACAGAGAGCUGCGUUGGCAACAAGCGGGAGCAGGCUGAGAGUUUGAUUGUCAAUGUCAGCGGCCGGCUGCUGCUCGUGCAGCAGGUCUGCGCCUCCCCUGAAGGAGAGAACAGCAGCACUACCCUGUGCACACCGACUGUAUUGGCGUCCUGCGUCGAAAGCGUGUGGAUGCCGAUGAAAAGCAAGCGUGACAAGCCCCACCUGACUGAGGCUCUGUGGCUUUAUUGCGGAGCUCACGGCAUGCGAGUGUGGCUGCCUCUUUUCCCCAGAGACGGUGACAAAGCCCACACUUUUAUGAACAAAAGGAUAAUGCUCCCGUUCCAACUUAGGAUAUAUCCUCUCGCCAUACUGUUUGAAGAUGCUAUAAUACUCGGUGCUGAAAAUGACACGGUGCUAUACAGCUCUGAUUCUUCGUCGUACUUUUCUCUUCCAUUCUGCCUGAUUCAAAGAACGAGUCAAGUCUAUCUGCACCAAAUCUUGCGGCAGCUGAUUCGAAGGAACCUUGGCUCCCACGCUUGGGAAAUCGCUAGAUCGUGCACAAACCUGCCCUAUUUUCCACACGCACUGGAGCUUUUGCUGCACGAGGUGCUGGAGGAGGAGGCGACCAGCAAGGGACCCAUUCCAGACGCGCUGUUGCCCAGUGUAGUCGCGUUCAUCCGGGAGUUCCCGGUCUACCUGCAGACGGUUGUGCAGUGUGCGCGCAAGACUGAGGUCGCCCUCUGGCCCUACCUAUUCUCAGCGGCUGGUAAGCCGAAGGAGCUGUUCCAGCACUGCCUGCAGAAGGAGCAACUAGAGACUGCUGCCUCCUACCUCUUAAUCCUGCAGAAUUUGGAGCCGAGUGUGGUCAGUCGGCAGUAUGCGACUCUUUUGCUGGACACUGCGCUGCAGCACAACAAGUGGGAGCUGGCCAAGGAUCUCGUUAGAUUCCUUCGUGCUAUCGAUCCCAACGACGUAGAGUUGCCUCGACAGCCGAUGCUGGCGGCAAGCAAGUACGGGAUGGCGCAGUCUCCGCCAGUGAGCCCUCACGAGGAGGACCUGUCGCUGGUGCUGGGUACGCUGCAAGUGGCGCGAAGCCGCACGUACAGCGCGACGGCGGCGGCGGUAAACACGGCCAAGGUGCCUGACGCAACGAGCAACUCGAAUCCUGGCACUGGCUCGCCGCACCCGAAGAAAACGGAGGUGCUGUUGCGCUCGAGCAGCAGUGUUGGCGAGGCCAGCAACCACAACACGGCCAGUGGCGUCGCCGGCAGCGGCGGCCCCGGGACGUCGCGCACGCGGAAGAAGUCGGCGCCGUCUGGCCGUCGUGACAGCACGUCGAGCAGCGCAGCUGCCGAAGAUUUCUUCAUUGACACCAUCCUGCAGCGGCACGCGUGCCGCCUGCUCACCGACAAACGGCUGCGCGAUCUCGGCCAGUUUGCCGCACACCUUGACUUCCAUCUCGUCACAUGGCUCUCGUCUGAGCGGCACCAGGCGGCUCGCGUCGAUGACUUUGUCGAGACGCUGCGACACCUGCACCAAGAUUUCAGCUGGCCCUACCCGGCCGGUGCUAUCAACUUCCAGACAAAAAAGCGACCAAUUGCAAGGAAAUUUUCUACGCAGGGGUACCCUCCGCUUCCGUCUCAAGCGACGACGAGGAAGACGUCCGGCUCAGGCUCGUCGGGUCGCUCGUUCCCCGCGUCGCCCAGCGUGGAGGAUCGACUGAAGCUGUUGACGCUCGACAUCCUCAAGGGCAAUCAUGGCCGCGUGCACGACUCUGGCUACAUCAGCAACACCAGCACCAACCCCAUUCCGCCGUCAUGGGGUCAGAACGUGUCCACCGACUCGAGCAUGCACACCGUCGAGGCGAGAUUGCAACCACACCGCGGACAGGGUGGCAGCUUUUUGAGUGAGGAGAGCUCGUCCUACAUGGGAGAGGAAAGAGACAACGUUGACGAACAAGUGCAAAGUCCUGGCUGGGCGACCACUCCAGAAGGGGAACACUUUGCUCAGGACCACUCAUCCGGCAGAGUCCCAGCAAGGGAGGAGGUGCAGUUGAGGUACCUGCUGCAGCUGUUCGUUGAAGCUGGCUGCCUUGAGUGGGCACUUGUGCUGUCGAUUCUGCUACGAGACGCCAUGGCCGUGCUGCGCACCAUCUUUGCGGCCCGGACCGCCGACCAGUCCAUCGAGGUCGUCAGACGUUUGAAAGAUGGACUUGAGGCUCUGAUGUCCUGGAGCAACACUCAGUGUUAUGGCUACCGGGGUUUCAUGAUGGCGAUCCAAAAUCAGAUCCAGGUGCUGAGCAAGAUCCUCAGCAGCGCACCAAGGGUGAGCGCCGAGAACGUCGCCACCCCGGCUAUCGUCGUCCCCACCGCAGGUACGAACCUUUUGAACAAAACUACGGUCGCGGCGCCAUCCGCGUCACCGCAUUCAGAGAGCCUGAUGGCCGCGCAGCCGGUCAAGCCGACACUGGGCAAGCUGAGGCUCGUGUCAGCGCCGUCCUCCUCCUCCGUGUCCCCGAACGGCUCCAGCCUUGACUCGCUGGAGGAGGAGACCGCGGAGGAGGCACUGCAGCACGCCGAGCACCCUGACUCGAACACCGGAGAGGUGGUCGAGGAGGGCGGGUGCGUCAUCUCGUAGACGCUGUGCUUUUAUUGAGGAUGUGUGCCGUGGGAAUUCAAUGCUGACCAUAGGAUUAUUCAGUGUAAAUAACAAAAUUUACUCGGACAAUGUCAAUUUUGAGCUCUCAAUAAUGUCAAUUGAUUCACAGAUCCAAAAGCUAGUGAAAUUUGACUUCUUUUACCUAUUUGGUCAAUUCCCUACCUGUUAAAUGAAUGGCAUGCAUCCUCUUUAAACCGUUUAUAGAACAGAUUUUAACGCAGCCUGAGUACAAAACAAAUCGGUUUCGCUGUGCCAAAAGUUGACUUGAUUUCUGCACUGUUGCAGGGAAACACAUUAUUUGUACGCUCUCUUAACUUAUUCCUGGUUGAUAUUGUUUUGCUUGGCGCUUUCUCAUCUCUCAAAUUUUCGAUUGAGCGUCUGACGUAGUUUUCAUUCAUUUAGUUCCUCGAAAAACAAUGUUAUGAUAAUUAUUACUGUUAGUCAAUAAAUCUAGGAUGGACAUGUUCAAAGAGUGAUUUAAAUUUUCAGAUGAGAGCAAUAUUCGCAAAUUCUUGGGUGUCUUGUCUUUGAGACGGUUUACCUUCUGAGUUUCCAGUAAGACAAUUUUUUAAUUAAUAUUCCUAUCAUUCUCAUUCGUCUCACUCAAAGCUUGCGUCUUUUCUCUGUCGCUCACAAUCAGUUUUGUGUUUUCUCUGUGUUCCACAUAUUGAUUGGAUAUCUCUUAUUAAAAUAGUAAUUUAUUUCCAGUGCAAUAUAUUAAAGACGGCCCACUUGAAUUUACGACGGUAACUAUUACACGAUAUUUAGAUUGUAAGUCAAUAUUUCGGUGAAGCAAGCAAGUGUACAAGUCAAUGGUAUUAUUAUUCCAGCUUGCCUCACCGCAUGUUGUUUGCUAUAAAAAUGUUGCUAACCUUCUAACCAGAUUUAAAUGUUCAUGUUGUUCAAGUUUUGUAAAAAAUGCUCACAAUUUCACUAAAUCCCGAUUUUCGAUGUGAAAACACGAUUUAUCCAUGCAAACUCAUUCAAUGGAAAAAUAAACCAUAUUUUUGCAUAGAAACCA